CCUUGACAGCUAUAAAUCAUCACCACCUCAUUAACAGAGCAAGUGAAAACAGGAAAAACAUGCCAUAUUAAACAAGAAAAAUGAGGCCUUCCAUCUCCUCUGCCCUCUUGAUCACUUUAUUCCUCUUGUGUUUCAUCCAUGGAGCCACCAGCCAAGAGAAUCUGAUCAGGGAAAGUUGCAGAACAUUUGCCAAAGAUGAUCCAAACAUCAACUUCAAUUUCUGCACAACUUCUCUCCAAGCUGCACCAGCUAGCCACUGUGCUGCUCUUCGCGGCCUGGGGACGAUUUCCUUCAGGCUGAUCCGGUACAACGUUACUGAUACAAGGUGCAUGAUCAGACAAUUGCUCAAGGGCAAGAAGCUGGAUCCUUAUGUCCGGCAGUGCUUGAAUGAUUGCUUCGAGCUUUAUUCAGAUGCAAUAGACACUAUGAAGCAGGCCAUGAAAGCUUACAAUACUAAAAGAUUCGCCGAUGCUAAUAUAGAGAUAAGUUCGAUUAUGGAUGCAGCAACAACUUGUGAAGAUGGUUUCAAUGAGAGAAAAGGUGUAGUUUCACCAUUAACAAAGAGAAAUAACGACACCUUCGAGUUGUCUGCAAUAGCACUUAAUGUCAUGCGUAUUCUUCAGACACGGUCAGACUAACCUUCCUGGAAUAUUGAACUACUGCGUAAUAUUACCAGUUAUCAGGGUUUCUUUCUUGUUAUUCCCUUUUUUUUUUGACAUCUUCAUUUUCUUCUUUGGGAUCUUAUUUCUGAAUCA
Messenger RNA from Coffea eugenioides, 755 nucleotides. RefSeq names its product putative invertase inhibitor. Lineage: Eukaryota; Viridiplantae; Streptophyta; Magnoliopsida; Gentianales; Rubiaceae. The coding region runs from base 81 to 638 and encodes 185 amino acids. Gene Ontology annotation, molecular function: enzyme inhibitor activity. The record is from RefSeq and is a predicted model, not a curated record. The transcript has a single exon.